ACAGACUGGACUUUGUCCGUCUCAUGUCAGGUUCCGCCCGGAGACGAGGCUAAUCCCCAUACAGACGGGUGUGCUCCCUCCAGACCCCGGGGCUACCGCUGCUGCAGCACUGAGCCACACGGCCACUGGCUGCGAGUCUGCGACACUCACGUUGCCUCCACAUGUGAAGAUUUGUACCUGGAGUCAGGCUCCCUACCACGCAUACUUGAGGUACCGACGGAUACUCGAUACUUGCUGCCUUACCCGACAACGCCGGCCACCACCCGCCUGUCCGGCCUUUUCUUCUUCCUGUGUCACGGUAUGGAUAUCCGGACUUUGAGCGACCACGACAAGGCUCUCCGUCUCUUCCCCACGCGGCUGGACGACGUCCACCGCACACGACCAGGACAAGCCCAAGGGAAGCCAGGACAGCUCCAUGCGGAGAAAUCAAAGAUUUGGAGGGCGUACGGGGUACUGUAUUUUGCCGUCGCAAGGGCCUCGUCUCAGACUUUUGCAAUGCAGUCUGCAUCUCGUCCAGGGCUGCAGAAGCCAGAGUCAUGUCCCAAAAACUCUUGCCGCUGGAAGAUACCUGAUACUGUUGUACACGGCUGUCAUUGGGUGAUUGGACAUUGCUACCUUACUGUUGAUCUGGAGGUCCCGUCCAGCCGGCUAGGUUCCUGUCAGUUCAGCGGCGGGCAGCAGCGCGCAGGACGGCUACAGAUUGAGGGUACUUCCUUACUAAGGCCUAGGUACUUCUGUCUGUCCAGCUAA
Colletotrichum lupini is the source of this 750-nucleotide messenger RNA. RefSeq lists its product as uncharacterized. The annotation marks the transcript as partial. The transcript has a single exon. The record is from RefSeq and is a predicted model, not a curated record. Lineage: Eukaryota; Fungi; Ascomycota; Sordariomycetes; Glomerellales; Glomerellaceae.